GCUCGCCCGGUGUCUCCCUCUCGCUGCCUCUGCAGAAACAGCGCCUGCCAGAACGGCGCUCGGCGCGGCGCGGCCCGGAGCGGCGGCGCCUCUUCCUGCUCUUCGCCGCCGCCGGAGUUGCCGGAGCCCGGGGACCGAAAAGAGCCGGGAAGGGACCUCGGGGGAGGACUGGCCUCGAGCUGGCAGAGACGUCGGAGCUCCCACCGCCGGCUGGCCCGGGCGGACCCUCCUCUCUGGGGGUCCAUCGCUCCCCCCGCACCCCCCUCCGCUCCCCUCCUUUCCGCCUCUUCUCGCUCUGCCUCUUCCGAUUGAUUUUUCUUUCUUUCCUUUUUUUUUUUUCCUCCCCCCCCCCCUUCUUCUUCUUCUUCCCAAAUGGUGUAGCCGCCAGAGGUGCGGUGCUAAAUUCUUGGAAGGGGCCCGGAUGUACUGAGGAUGCAUUACAAUUUCACUAGAGGAGGCAGUAGUGGCAAGCAUCAGUUUUUGGUGUUUGAUGCAAUAAUGGGAAUCAGGUAAUCCUCCGAAGAGAAGAAGAAAUACCGCAGCUCUCCGGCUUCCUCGAAUUGGGCACGAAAGCCGCCGACCUCGGAGGAGGGAUUCAUCCAGACCCGCUCGUUAUUUUAUUAUUCUUAUUCAAACAUUGCUUCCUCUGUGGCUUUUUUUUUUUUAAAAAAAAAACAAACAUUCUCCCCCCCACCUCUUGGUCCAUGGUCAAUGAAAACACGAGGAUGUACAUUCCAGAGGAAAACCAUCAAGGUUCCAACUAUGGGAGCCCGCGCCCAGCUCAUGCCAACAUGAAUGCCAACGCCGCUGCGGGGCUCGCCCCUGAGCACAUCCCCACCCCAGGGGCAGCCCUGUCCUGGCAGGCAGCCAUCGAUGCAGCCAGGCAGGCCAAGCUGAUGGGCAGCGCCGGCAACGCCACCAUCUCUACGGUCAGCUCUACGCAACGCAAGCGGCAGCAGUACGGGAAACCCAAGAAGCAGGGCAGCACCACCGCCACACGCCCGCCGCGGGCCCUGCUCUGCCUGACGCUGAAGAACCCCAUCCGGAGGGCGUGCAUCAGCAUUGUAGAAUGGAAACCAUUUGAAAUCAUUAUUUUACUGACUAUUUUUGCCAAUUGUGUGGCCUUAGCAAUCUAUAUUCCCUUUCCAGAAGAUGACUCCAACGCCACCAAUUCCAACCUGGAACGAGUGGAAUAUCUCUUUCUCAUCAUUUUUACUGUGGAAGCAUUUUUAAAAGUCAUAGCCUAUGGACUUCUCUUUCACCCCAACGCUUACCUCCGCAAUGGCUGGAAUCUACUAGACUUUAUAAUUGUGGUUGUAGGGCUUUUUAGUGCAAUUUUAGAGCAAGCAACCAAAGCAGACGGGGCCAACGCUCUAGGAGGGAAAGGGGCUGGAUUUGACGUGAAGGCGCUGAGGGCUUUCCGUGUGCUGCGCCCCCUACGGCUGGUGUCCGGUGUGCCAAGUCUCCAGGUGGUUCUGAAUUCUAUUAUCAAGGCCAUGGUGCCCCUCCUGCAUAUUGCCCUGCUUGUGCUCUUUGUCAUCAUCAUCUAUGCUAUCAUCGGCCUGGAGCUCUUUAUGGGAAAGAUGCAUAAGACGUGCUACAACCUGGAGGGCAUAGCAGAUGUUCCAGCAGAAGAUGAUCCCUCCCCUUGUGCUCUGGAGUCAGGCCACGGGCGGCAGUGCCAAAAUGGCACUGUAUGUAAGCCCGGGUGGGAUGGGCCCAAACACGGCAUCACCAACUUUGACAAUUUUGCCUUCGCCAUGUUGACCGUAUUCCAGUGCAUCACCAUGGAAGGCUGGACUGACGUGCUGUACUGGAUGCAGGACGCUAUGGGCUAUGAGUUACCCUGGGUGUAUUUUGUCAGUCUGGUCAUCUUUGGAUCCUUUUUCGUUCUAAAUCUGGUUCUCGGUGUGUUGAGCGGAGAGUUUUCCAAAGAGAGGGAGAAAGCCAAGGCUCGGGGAGAUUUCCAAAAGCUUCGAGAGAAGCAGCAGCUGGAAGAGGACCUCAAGGGCUACCUGGACUGGAUCACUCAGGCAGAAGACAUCGACCCUGAGAAUGAAGAUGAAGGCAUGGAUGAGGAGAAACCCCGAAACAUGAGCAUGCCCACAAGUGAGACGGAAUCGGUCAACACUGAGAAUGUGGCUGGAGGUGACAUCGAGGGAGAAAACUGUGGGGCCAGGCUGGCUCACCGAAUCUCGAAAUCCAAGUUCAGUCGUUACUGGCGCCGGUGGAAUCGGUUCUGCAGAAGAAAGUGUCGGGCCGCUGUCAAGUCAAAUGUCUUCUACUGGCUCGUGAUUUUCCUGGUGUUUCUGAACACACUUACUAUUGCCUCAGAACAUUACAACCAACCCCACUGGCUCACGGAAGUCCAAGACACUGCCAAUAAGGCGUUAUUGGCCCUUUUCACUGCGGAGAUGCUACUGAAGAUGUACAGCCUGGGCCUGCAGGCCUAUUUUGUGUCCCUCUUCAACCGCUUCGACUGCUUCAUUGUGUGUGGGGGCAUCCUGGAGACCAUCCUGGUGGAGACCAAGAUCAUGUCCCCUUUGGGCAUCUCUGUGCUGAGAUGUGUCCGGCUACUGAGGAUAUUUAAAAUCACAAGGUACUGGAAUUCCUUGAGCAACCUGGUGGCAUCAUUGCUGAAUUCUGUGCGCUCCAUUGCCUCCCUGCUGCUGCUUCUCUUCCUCUUCAUCAUCAUCUUCUCCCUCCUGGGGAUGCAGCUCUUUGGAGGAAAGUUCAACUUUGAUGAGAUGCAGACCCGGAGGAGCACAUUUGAUAACUUUCCUCAGUCCCUCCUCACCGUGUUUCAGAUCCUGACCGGGGAGGACUGGAAUUCGGUGAUGUAUGAUGGGAUCAUGGCUUAUGGCGGCCCCUCUUUUCCAGGGAUGUUAGUCUGUAUUUACUUCAUCAUCCUCUUCAUCUGUGGAAAUUAUAUCCUACUGAACGUGUUCUUGGCCAUUGCUGUGGACAACCUAGCCGAUGCCGAGAGCCUCACAUCAGCCCAAAAGGAGGAGGAAGAAGAGAAGGAGAGGAAGAAGCUGGCCAGACCGGCCAGGACCACCAGCCCAGAAAAGAAACAAGAGGUGGUGGAGAAGGCAGCAGUUGAUGAGACCAAGGAGGAGAAAAUUGAACUGAAAUCCAUUACGGCUGAUGGAGAAUCUCCCCCAACUACAAAGAUUAACAUGGAUGACCUCCAGCCCAAUGAAAAUGAGGAUAAGAGCCCCUACUCCAACCCAGAAGCCACAGGAGAGGAAGAUGAAGAGGAGCCUGAAAUGCCUGUGGGCCCCCGCCCACGCCCCCUCUCUGAGCUGCACCUCAAGGAAAAGGCUGUACCUAUGCCAGAAGCCAGUGCGUUUUUCAUCUUUAGCCCCAGCAACAGGUUUCGCGUCCAGUGCCACCGCAUCGUCAACGACACAAUCUUCACCAACUUGAUACUCUUCUUCAUCCUGCUCAGCAGCAUUUCCCUGGCUGCUGAGGACCCUGUCCAGCAAAGCUCCUUCAGGAACUACAUCCUAGGCAAUGCAGACUAUGUCUUCACCAGUAUCUUUACAUUAGAAAUUAUCCUUAAGAUGACGGCUUAUGGGGCUUUCCUGCACAAGGGCUCAUUUUGCCGGAACUACUUUAACAUCUUGGAUCUGCUCGUGGUCAGCGUGUCCCUCAUCUCCUUUGGCAUCCAGUCCAGUGCAAUCAAUGUUGUGAAGAUCUUGAGAGUUCUGAGGGUGCUCAGGCCCUUGCGGGCCAUCAACAGGGCCAAGGGACUAAAGCAUGUGGUUCAGUGUGUGUUUGUUGCCAUCCGGACCAUCGGAAACAUUGUGAUUGUCACCACACUGCUGCAGUUCAUGUUUGCCUGCAUCGGGGUCCAGCUCUUCAAGGGAAAGCUCUACACCUGUUCAGAUAGUUCCAAACAGACUGAGGCAGAAUGCAAGGGAAACUAUAUCACAUAUAAAGAUGGGGAAGUUGACCACCCGAUCAUUCAGCCCCGCAGCUGGGAGAACAGCAAGUUUGACUUUGACAAUGUUCUGGCUGCCAUGAUGGCCCUGUUUACUGUCUCCACCUUUGAAGGGUGGCCAGAGCUGUUGUACCGCUCCAUUGACUCCCACACCGAAGACAAAGGUCCCAUCUAUAACUACCGCGUGGAGAUCUCCAUCUUUUUCAUCAUCUACAUAAUCAUCAUUGCCUUCUUCAUGAUGAACAUCUUCGUCGGUUUCGUCAUCGUCACCUUCCAGGAGCAGGGGGAGCAGGAAUACAAGAACUGUGAGCUGGACAAGAACCAGCGACAGUGUGUGGAAUAUGCCCUUAAGGCUCGGCCCCUGCGGAGGUACAUCCCCAAGAACCAACACCAGUACAAAGUGUGGUAUGUUGUCAACUCCACCUACUUUGAGUACCUGAUGUUUGUCCUCAUCCUGCUCAACACCAUCUGCUUGGCCAUGCAGCACUACGGUCAGAGCUGUCUGUUCAAAAUCGCCAUGAAUAUCCUCAACAUGCUUUUCACUGGCCUCUUCACCGUGGAGAUGAUUCUGAAGCUCAUUGCCUUCAAACCCAAGGGUUACUUUAGUGAUCCCUGGAAUGUUUUUGACUUCCUCAUCGUAAUUGGCAGCAUAAUUGACGUCAUUCUCAGUGAAACGAAUCACUAUUUCUGUGAUGCAUGGAAUACAUUUGACGCCUUGAUUGUUGUGGGUAGCAUUGUUGAUAUAGCAAUCACCGAGGUAAACCCAACUGAACAUACCCAAUGCUCUCCCUUUAUGAACGCAGAGGAGAACUCCCGCAUCUCCAUCACCUUCUUCCGCCUCUUCCGGGUCAUGCGCCUGGUCAAGCUUCUGAGCCGCGGGGAAGGCAUCCGGACGCUGCUGUGGACCUUCAUCAAGUCCUUCCAGGCCCUGCCCUAUGUGGCUCUUCUGAUUGUGAUGCUGUUUUUCAUCUACGCUGUGAUUGGCAUGCAGGUGUUUGGAAAAAUCGCCCUGAAUGACACCACAGAGAUCAACCGGAACAACAACUUUCAGACCUUUCCCCAAGCCGUGCUGCUGCUCUUCAGAUGCGCAACGGGAGAGGCUUGGCAGGACAUCAUGCUGGCCUGCAUGCCAGGGAAGAAGUGUGCCCCGGAGUCGGAGCCCGGCAACAGCACUGAAGGGGAGACACCCUGCGGCAGCAGCUUCGCAGUCUUCUACUUCAUCAGCUUCUAUAUGCUCUGUGCCUUCCUGAUCAUCAAUCUCUUUGUAGCUGUUAUAAUGGACAACUUUGACUACCUAACAAGAGACUGGUCAAUCCUUGGGCCCCACCAUCUGGAUGAAUUUAAAAGAAUCUGGGCAGAAUAUGACCCUGAAGCCAAGGGUCGUAUCAAACACCUAGAUGUGGUUACUCUUCUCCGGCGGAUUCAGCCCCCACUGGGUUUUGGGAAGCUGUGCCCUCACCGCGUGGCUUGCAAACGCCUGGUCUCCAUGAACAUGCCUCUGAAUAGUGAUGGGACAGUCAUGUUCAAUGCUACCCUAUUUGCGUUGGUCCGGACAGCCCUGAGGAUCAAAACAGAAGGGAACCUAGAACAAGCCAAUGAGGAGUUGCGGGCCAUAAUCAAGAAGAUCUGGAAGCGAACCAGCAUGAAACUGCUGGACCAAGUGGUGCCCCCGGCAGGUGAUGAUGAGGUCACAGUUGGCAAGUUUUAUGCUACCUUCUUGAUCCAAGAGUACUUCCGGAAAUUCAAGAAACGCAAAGAGCAAGGCCUUGUGGGAAAGCCCUCCCAGAGGAACGCCCUAUCCCUGCAGGCUGGCUUACGUACACUGCAUGACAUUGGACCCGAGAUCCGACGGGCCAUCUCUGGAGACCUCACAGCGGAAGAGGAGUUGGACAAGGCCAUGAAGGAGGCUGUGUCUGCUGCCUCUGAAGACGACAUCUUCAGGAGGGCUGGUGGCUUGUUCGGCAACCACGUCAGCUACUACCAAAGCGACAGCCGGGGCGCUUUCCCCCAGACCUUCACCACCCAGCGCCCGCUGCACAUCAACAAGGCGGGGAACACCCAGGGGGACACGGAGUCGCCGUCCCACGAGAAAUUGGUGGACUCCACUUUCACUCCAAGCAGCUACUCAUCCACCGGCUCCAAUGCCAACAUCAACAACGCCAACAACACUGCACUGGGCCGCGUUCCCCGCCCCGCAGGCUACCCCGGCAUGCUCAGCACUGUGGAAGGCCAUGGACCCUCCUGGUCGCCUGCCAUCCGGGUGCCGGAGGCAGCAUGGAAGCUCAGCUCCAAGAGGUACCACUCCCGGGAGAGCCAGAUAGCCAUGGUGUGUCAGGAGGAGGUGACUCGGGAUGACACCUACGAUGUGAAGAGGAGGGAGAAUGCAGAGGAGUACUGCAGUGAGCCCAGCCUGCUCUCUACAGAGAUGCUGUCCUAUCAAGAUGAUGAAAACCGACAACUGACACCCCCCGAGGAGGACAAGCGGGACAUCCGGCAGUCUCCAAAGAGGGGUUUCCUCCGUUCUGCCUCCCUAGGUCGGAGGGCCUCUUUCCACCUGGAAUGCCUGAAGCGACAGAAGAAUCAAGGGGGAGACAUCUCUCAAAAGACAGUCUUGCCCUUGCACUUGGUCCAUCAUCAGGCGCUGGCAGUGGCAGGCCUGAGCCCCCUCCUCCAGAGAAGCCAUCCCCCCUCCUCAUUCCCCAGGCCCUGUGCCACCCCUCCUGCCACCCCUGGAAGCCGAGGAUGGCCCCCACAGCCCAUCCCCACCUUGCGACUGGAGGGGGCCGAGUCCACUGAGAAACUCAACAGCAGCUUCCCGUCCAUCCACUGCAGCUCCUGGGCUGAGGAGCCUGCUCCCUGCAGUGGGGGCAGCAGCACCAUCCGGAGAACCCGGCCUGUGUCCCUCACUGUGCCCAGCCCGGCCGGGGCCCCGGGAAGGCAGUUCCAUGGCAGCGCCAGCAGUCUGGUUGAAGCGGUUUUGAUUUCAGAAGGACUGGGGCAAUUUGCUCAAGAUCCCAAAUUUAUCGAGGUGACAACCCAAGAGUUGGCUUACGCCUGCGACAUGACAAUAGAGGAGAUGGAGAAUGCGGCUGACAACAUCCUCAGCGGGGGCGCCCAGCAGAGCCCCAACGGCACCCUGCUACCUUUUGUUAACUGCAGGGACCCCGGGCAGGACGGAGCAGAGGGCGGGGAGGGCGAGCCCCACGUGCCCGGCCUGGAGUGUCGCAAGAGUGAGGAGGAAUACCAGGACAGCAGAGCCUACAUCAGCAGCCUGUAGUAGCCAGGGCUGGGCAGAUGCUGGGAUUUUUAUUUGUUUCAAUGUUCCUAAUGGGUUCGUUUCAGAAGUGCCUCACUGUUCUCGUGACCUGGAGUUAACCGGAACAGCGUCUUCAUUCAUUUCGUUGGGACAAGACGCAGAGUUGGGUGGUGCGGAGAGUCAGCUUUUCAGGGGGUGAGGAAAGCCGCGACCCCAGUGUGGCCCACGGAGGUAGAGUGGUGAGGAGGAGGAGGUGGAAGAGCCGGGGAGGGUGAGCCCAGGAGAAACGUGCGCCCUCCCGCUCCACGCCAGGCCCCCCGCGCGGGAGCCCGCCGUCGCCUCGGUGCGCGGGAGCACCUCAACGCAUAUGGUAGCCCUCACCCAAAGGACCCAAUGCCAAACGGGUGUCUUUCAACUUUGCUUGUUUAAAAAAAAUGUCAUUUUGCACAUAAUCUGUAUGAGCCUCACUGUCUCCAUAGAGCCAGGGCCCUGUGGAUUUGCAGAGGGAAGUGGGGGCAGGACUACUCCAGGGAGGACCCAGCCCGGCCCGGCAGGGAGCCGGGUGAGGGGCUGCACACAGGCUUCCAGCUCCACCACUCGCGUCGGGGUCACCGUCCCUGCACUGGUCACGCUGGGCCCGGGCUUGCAUCCGGGAAGUUGGCUCUGCACUCCAGGGAGCGCGGGCAGCCAGCUCUUGACAAAACCAGGUGGUGCUGAGCUUCCAUUGAGCGAGCGCUCUUGGGUUUGGUGGUCUGACAUUUUUCUUGAUUGCAUGUUGCUGUUUUGGGUUUUUUUUUUGUUUUGUUUUUCAUCUGUUUUCCAGGGGAGGGAAGGAAGAAGUGUGUUUACAAAGUUCUGUUGCCGCCCACCUUACUGUUUUCACUUUUGCAAAUGUAAAUCAGGUUUGGUUUUAUUGUAUUAUUUAAAUCUUUCUUUCUUUCCUUUCUUUCUGCAUCAGUUUCAAUAGAGCUGCUGUAGGAGAGUUUUGCCCACCAUUGUGUAUGCCCAAUAAUUUGAUAUUAUUUUCUUAGGUAGUAACAAUAACAAACAUUUUGGGGGGUUUGGUUUGGUUUUGGAAGACGAAGAUCAGCAUCAGUGCUCCUUCAAUGGUCAUGUAUGUCGGGGAUUGAGUUGGGUUCUUUUUAAUGUUGGGUGUAAUGGUGGGUGCUAAGAGGAAUCAAGUGUCUGUGAGUGAGUGUGGUGAGGUGCCUGUGUUUGAUAUGUGUGUGUGUAGCCACACAGUGCACCCAUGCACAGUACACACCUCCCCUCUCUGGGUGAAUUUGGGGGAGAUAGGAAUAUGGGGCCAUCUGAAAGCAAAAACAAACCACUGUCUCUGCUUCUGAAACAGGAAUCAAUAAUUCUUUGCAUUUUCUGUCCCACAAGAUAUGCAAAAACAAUGCAAUAAUAUUCAUUUAAAAAUACAAUUGUGAGUUGUGUUGGCAUUAAAACUGUAUUUAAAAACACACACAGAGAAAUUUAAAGAAAAAUCUCAAGAAGGCAGUUUGCUUCGAUUUAUUCCGUGUAAUGUUUUAUUGCAUUGAUAAUGUUUCUGUUGAAGAAACUGUUAUACUUGAAUUCAGGUCAGUUUCAGUAUUUUACAAAUAUUUUUUUAAAACUGAAUUGCGAUUGUGCCAAGCGAAUAAUAAUGAAUCGAAUUAAGUUUGUUUUUGAAGUCACUUCUUGUAUAUUUUGCUGCAUGUAAGUAAAUCAUUUUGUAUUUGGAGUGUGACAAGCUUUACCUUUGAACUCUGAAGUGCUUUUCUACAUGUGGUUGGGGGAAAGGGAACAUUUUUCCUCUUGUACAAUGAGCAAAGGUAUCACCAGUGUAAAUCAUUAUCCUGCUACCCACAAACAGGUUCGGACCUUACUGUUUUGCAUAUCUUGUGUUCUUUUCCAUUUCCCUUGGGUUUUACAAAGCUCCACGAUAAGUUUUUUUUGACGCUUCCUAAUGUUUUGAGAGAUUGAAACAUGCCUCUCACUGUUUACACUCUGUCCAACUGGCUCCCAUCUGAGUUGGAACCUCUCUCAUCAGAGCCCUUCACUAUGAGUUUUGAGGCAUGGGAGCAACUUCCUUCACCACUCACCACCCUCGGCAUGCCCUACAGAGGAGGCAGUUGACUUCGCUGUUCACUCCCACAGUACACAUGUUUCUCAGUCGUUUUCACAGGAAAGUGUGAUUGAAUGAGAGGCUGUCUUUAGAACCGGGCUGAUGUAGAGAGAAAAAGGAAUCCUGACGUCUGGCAACAGCUUUCCCCAAUAUUAGACAAUCAAGCAAAAUAUGAAUCCAUCAAAAGUCAACCUGUCCCUUCUCCAUCCUUUCUUGCAACCUCUGCAGACCCCAAAAUUGUGGCAGCCCCAGAGCAGACAAGCUAAGAUGCAUCAGGAGUGAGCAGAGGUGGUGGCAACCGUUACAUGGUAGGCUUUUUAGUGUCAACCUGAAACCUGACCAUAUAGGUGCUGUAGGCUUCUGGUUGAUUGCAGAAAUGUGACCCAAAAAGCACUGGUCUGGGGAGAAAUGGGAUCUAAUCAUCCAUCCAGAAUGGAUUCAUUAAAUCUCCUUUCGUCCCAGACUUCUGUCAGCCCUCCUUGGCACUUAGAUGAACAACCUAGAAACUAAAGUUCCUCAAAGAGAGAUGAGUUUUCCUUUUAAGGACUGACACCCAAAGGUGGAUAAGUGUGCUGAAUACACGCAGGCUAAAUUGUAGUCCAGUGACAGAGGAGUUUCUUCAUGUUUCCCUAAACCUCACACAUUCAGAUGUUCUUGGUUCCUUACAGAGCCAUCAAGAUCUUCUAGAAAUUUAGUUUAGAUGGUAUCCUUCAUCGGGUUCUCAAAUUGCCACCAUGUGUCUGAGAUUUUUAUCAGAAAAGGAACUCCCUUUUGGGUUGGAAACUGGUUCUUGCUGCACAUUGUCUUUUGGACAGAAAUUUGGAAUCAAAAUGAAAUACACACACACUUUUCAUAUUGCUCUUGUUUUCCCUUUAGAUAUUUCACCUGCUUGCAAAAAUCUCACUGGCAAGUGACAUAGGCUCAUGCCAGCAACUUCCCAAGUGUGACCAACAAACUAUCACCUUACCUGCUACUAUUCACACAUACAGACACCUUCUUCAUGGUUAAUAUUGUCAAGCCUUCCUACUGGUACCCUACAGAAACUGCAUCUGCCAUGACAAAGGCACUUUGUUUUGCACUGCUGUGAGUAAAGGAGCUCAGACAGGAUUUCCCUGUCUAAGGUGAUGGGUCAGUCAUAGCUUGCCUCAUUAUUGAGAUACUAUGGGGACAGACUAGUAAAUCCACGGUAAAGUCAAUUAUACUCAUUCACAAUAUACUAAGUGAUACUUUAUACAAACAAACUAAAAUAAUACUUUCCCCAUGACCUUAUAACAUAUAAUGAUUAAAUCUAAAAAGUCCUGAGUGGAGGAGAAAAGUAACCAGUGGCUAAGGACCAGAGGAACUGGAACAGUUUAAGUUUAUACUCAGAAACCUGAGUUUUAUUGUCCUCUGGGCUAUAUUUUUGGAUUUUCACAUUUUUAUCUCUUAAUAAUUAUUUAUGCGCAUAGUUGCUUUGAGCAGAGAGACUUCAAUCGUCUCUUUCUUUCCCUCAGUUUUUGAGGAUUUUUUAAAAGGUGACUUCUACUCAGAUUUUUUUUACUUGACUCAUUGAUUUCUCUCUGCCUUGCAUCAGAAACUCUUCCUUCAUUUUCUUAAUCGGUUGGAUUCAAGUUAGACUGGGAAAUCCAAAAUAAUAAUGCUGUUUCUUUAUCUUUGUUGUUCCUCUGUAUUCCCAGUUCCACAUUUUAGGGGUCUGUCUGGAGAAAAUAUGUCUGCUACUUUCUCACAACCAUUCUUCUGCGAGAAUUAGUUAAUCAUUUAACUAAAGAUAGGCAAUUGUGAAUGUACCUUCCAAUGCAACUACAGUAACUUUGUAGGAAAUAAAAUCACCUUGAAAAUGAGAAUUUUCAUUAGAAGGAUAAUUAUUGAUUUCUAUAGUAUUUUUUUUCUGGACAGUUGCCUUCUAAUAAAUAAGGUCAGAAGGAUCUAGAAAUAUGGCAAGAACUGAGGUUGGUAAUUAGGGCAUAUAGUCAAGACUCACUUAGAAGAGUGAUGACAUCCCUGUCUCUAGAGACAGAGAACAAUUGGAUAUCAUUGUCUAAGGAAUAGCUUAGCUAAUGCUACAAGAAAAGGGCAAUCUGCUUCCCCAAACACACACACCCAAACCCCAGUCUCAUCAAGUAUGUUUUUAUAGAUCCUAAGCCAAUUCUGGUUUAGCUUAUUUAUUUGCUGGCAGACCUACAAUUUUGUACAUGCAACAUACGGGCUCUACUUUUUCCAAGAAAGCAUUGCCUUGUCUGUCAGCUCAGAUUGAAUGGAAAGGGAAAUUGAGACCCCCUAAAAGGGCAUCUUUGAUAUCCCUGUGGAAAGAAGGGUGCAGUUCAACGAUUUCAAAGACCGAUUUCAGCAGGUGCCAAAAUGAUACUGUAGUGUGUAAGGCACUUAUUUGAAUGUAGCUGAGCCAAUUUAAUCCCUGGCAUCAAAUAUUGUCCCCCAAGUACCACCAGGAGUGAUCUCUGAACACAGCCAGAAAUAAGUCCUGAGCAGCACCAGUGUAGACACCACACAAACAAACAAACAAAAACCCAAACAAAACAGAUCUACUUCAGAGUAGGAGAAAAAGAAAUGUUGAUUUGACCUUGUUUUCUCAUCCAAGUCAACCUUUAUCUAACUGUAGAGGUGUCUGUCACCCCUGUCUCCUCUCUUCUCUCUGUGUCUUCCCUUGUGUGCCACCUGAGACAGGCUCCAGUCAGAGGGCAAAAGAGGAGGUUGUUAUCUCUCUCAAGAGAAGCUCGGUCAUCUAGGCCAGGAGCUCUGGCAGCAGUUAGUGAUGAAACAGAAUGGAGAGGGGAAGGGAGGCUGUAUCCUACAACUUUGGAGAUGGCCUCUUUCCCUGACCCAGGUUUUCCUUAUCCCCACAGUCCAGUGAAAGGGAUGAAGAAUUGAAAGAAUCCCACAUACUUUCCUCACGAAACCAAUUCCAGCUUUCAUGUUACUUAUUUUUAUUGAAAAACAAUGAAUAGUCAGGAACCAAUAAAUAACAACCUUCUUUCAUGUUUCCAAAUUUUGGGGAGACAUUUGGAUACCACAUAUGCACACAUAUAAACACUCUCAAACACACUACAUGUGUAUCUACACACACAAUUGCUCAUUCAUGAGGAAACUCUUCACUAAGAGUAUGAUAAGAAAAAUACUCUGAGUGAAAAAUGUUACAGGAAUAGGGAAAAUAAUUUCUAUAUGAGGAAGUACAGAAAUGUCCAGAAUGGCUUCUGUUCACAACUGGCUUGGAGAACUCUUGUUUGUGGAGCCUUUCAGGCUGUCAGGAGGGGAGUGGGGAUGAAAUCAGGAGGCUCCAGGCUCAGCAGAAGAUCAUUGUCCAGGGAGCCCAAGGGUCCAGUUUCAGACUCCUGGCAUAAAGUGUGUCCUGAGCCUGCAGCCAGUAGGGGAAGAGAAGAGAGGUUUCUUUUCUUAAUGCCACAUGAGAAAUAUUAGAGGAUAGUUCACCAGGCUCUGUACCAAACCCCACCCCCCGCGAAAAAUAAUUCCCAACAUGGAAAAACCACAAUGAGCUUUAAAGGGAAAAAGCAACAUGAAGCAUGAAAAGCAGAUGGUUUAUCAACAAGCACUGCUGUGCAAAGGGCUGCUUCAGAAAACAAGCCAAUGACCACGCUAGGGGCCACCUUUCUGCUUGUCUUCACUCCCUAGCCAUGCAGCUAGCUGCUUUCCAUUGCCCCACACUUGGGUCUGUCGCUUGACUUUGCAGUUAGAUUAGACAUCGCCUCUAGCUGUUUUCUGCCACCCAGACACCGUGGUUCUCCCAGAGACUUGUUGAAAUGAGGUUAUGAGGUUUAGUAUGGAAAAGGCUGGAAGGCCAAACCAUGAACAAGUUUGGACAGGAUUGUGAAGGAGCAGUUGAGAGGAACCUGUGAAAAACACACAGGCUAUUAAGAAAUAGGGGAGCAGGUCACUGGCCAGGAAAGUAUUGGGAUGCCUGUUAGACUCACAUUUUUUUCUGUUUCAUUUCAAUAUACCAGAACUACCCUCUAAGCAAGACUUACCUCCAAGUAAGUGGCUCCAGAUAAAGUCCCUCUAUCUCUCCUCGGCCCACCUCCUCCUCUCAGGCUCACCGCCACACUCCAAACCAAUCUAUAUCACACGUGUUCCCAGAGAGAUGCGGAAUGACAGACCAGGCCUCUGUUGUCACCCCAAUGCCUGCACCGUGCCCCCCACACUGAACCCUCCUACCGUCCCCUCCAGGCUCCACGACUUCACAGUCUUACUGUUGUAGAUAUUGUUGUACAGUUUGUAAUCAUCCAAUAAUCUGUGGUCAAAGGCCUUGCCUGCUAUGCCUUCUCACUCUUGAGAAAGGCCAGGGAAUCUAGAAGGGGCAACCUUUCAAGAAGAGCUUCAGGGUCAUCUCUGUGUGAGACGCUAUGUAUAUUCCUGUAAGAUUGCAUUUUUAUCUAAGGAAUGAUGUUAUUUAAAAAACAAACAAAAAAAACAAAAAAUAAGAAUUGCAAAUAAAUUUCUUAACAAUGUC
This is a messenger RNA of Sorex araneus (European shrew), 13792 nucleotides long. RefSeq names its product calcium voltage-gated channel subunit alpha1 C (gene CACNA1C). Gene Ontology annotation, molecular function: high voltage-gated calcium channel activity. The record is from RefSeq and is a predicted model, not a curated record. Bases 705 to 7223 code for a protein of 2172 amino acids. Gene Ontology annotation, cellular component: membrane; voltage-gated calcium channel complex. Lineage: Eukaryota; Metazoa; Chordata; Mammalia; Eulipotyphla; Soricidae. Gene Ontology annotation, biological process: calcium ion import across plasma membrane. The transcript is spliced from 48 exons.